CCAAUGAAUGGCGACACUGUGCCAAUGUUUUUGGUGUUUUGACAUUGACGUUUCUACGUUUUUGUGAAUUUUUAUGUUUUGAAUGGCUUUCUUUCGUUGAACCUAAUUAUGUACACUCGAAUAGAAUAUCUAAAUAUUUGUGUUUUAUUAAUAAUAGGUUUUGCAAAUUGUGUCUCAUCUUAUCAUGUAGACAUUAUCGACAAUGGACCUAUCGUGAAAGGAGCCAAUAUAACAUUUAAAGCGACCGUUUAUUACGGUGAUAAGUUUGCUAGCGGAACUUUUAUGUAUAGCUGGAAGGACAGAGCUGUCCCAACACACACAAGAGAGUUCCAAUCUAAAAAUCCAAUUGAUGAAUGGACUGUUUUGUACAAUGCCACUAUUUAUCCUCAAGGUCCUUAUGUGGUUCAAGUCACAGUCUGUAAAUAUUUUUUGGUUUAUUGCGCUGAAAUCGGCUCAAAUAGGGUAGAGUUCUAUAUAAAUGAAACCUUAAACGGUGACAUUUUACUUAUUCAAAAAAACAAAACACGACCGGAUCUCUUCGUCUCAAACGCAGAACCUGUCAUCCACAACGUGUCUCUCAAACAAACCGACGCCGACUACAUCAAGCAAGCUCCCAGUGUGCUAACGUAUUGGUUUGUCGAUUGCGUCUAUUAUGGGUUUAGGAAAGACUUUGAAUUUCCGUUCAAUUACACGCAAGCUGAGAAAGAACACUUGAUUGAAGCUUUGGUAGUUGCUGAUUUUUCGCCACCACCUCCACCUCCCACCACAACCGUUCCAACCACCACCACCACAACGACAACAAUCAAGCCUAACACUACCACCACCAGCACAACAACUCCUAAACCAACAACCACAACUAAACCAACCAACAGUGUAACAACACCAACAACUACAACAGCAACACCAACGAAUUCAACCAAAGUCAAAAGAGAUGUAGAUAGCCAAUCAAAAAUUAUGGUGAAUGUGAAUGGAACGUUACAGCCUUUUAAGGGCAAUUUUCCCUUUGUUUGUAAUGGAACUCAAGUCGCCACAGAUUCACAUAAAACUUACGGCUACUUCUUCAAGAGAGUAAAAGUUAGAGCGCCUGUAGCCAAAGUGAACGUCACUGGAAAUAAUUGGCUACAACAUGGGGAUUUGUUAACGCUAAAUGUGAAAUGUCACGGAUCGAGAAAUUUCAAAUAUUGCGUGCAAUACCAAAGAGGGCUUUAUAAUGUAACAGGGAACGAAACUUGUUACAUUUACCAAGAAUUAGACAAGUGUGAAUUCACAAUCCAGAGGUACUUUUCCGAUUCUAUGGAACAUACAGUGGUUAUUAUAAUCGAAAAUGAAGUCGGUAAAGUCGUCUAUCCUGUUACAGUAACUGUUUAUAAAGUUAAAAAACAAGCGCAACUUUCCGUAAUUGUGGUACCUGUGGCUUUCAGUUUAGUUGCUGUGGUUUUAAUUGUGUUUGGAGUGGCGUAUUAUCUCCAAAACCGUUCAAGGUUUGUAGUGGAGGUGGCAGAUUUUAAUUUCGGUCAGAACUACAGUGAUAUGGAGUAUAAGACUUUUAAGGAGAGAUUGAGAGAUGCGAUCGCUAAUGCGUUUUUUACAAGGGCUCCUAGUCCUGGAUCGUCGGAAGUUCCGGUGUGGCCACCAGGCCGGAAAUACGGAAGCAUGACGAGUUAAGAUAUUAUCUAAAAUAAUGAAAGACUAGUGAGAUUCGCCUAAGAUUGGAAUAUACGCUACAGUAUAGCAUUGUAGGAUUUUUUGUCAAUUUUAUGACAAAUGUGUUUAUGUGAUCUGUAUUUAUUACGUUAUCUCGGUUUGAUUUUUUAAAUAUAUUUUUGGAUGCACAUGUUGUUUAAUACUUAACAAUGUUUUUAUUCGAGGUGAUGCAGGUUUUAUUCUGCUUUAACACUGGAGAGGGCGAGCGUAGGUCGAGUGCUGUAUAACUGUCUGAUAUAUUUUACUUUUUUGUUGUAUUGCUUUGUAUUUUCUACUACAUGAUAUAUUAAGGAGAAAUGAAGCAAAAUAAAUUAGUUUUAAAAUG
Tribolium castaneum (red flour beetle) is the source of this 2029-nucleotide messenger RNA. RefSeq lists its product as uncharacterized. The transcript has 7 exons. Bases 109 to 1665 code for a protein of 518 amino acids. NCBI's taxonomy places the organism in Eukaryota, Metazoa, Arthropoda, Insecta, Coleoptera, Tenebrionidae. The record is from RefSeq and is a predicted model, not a curated record. Gene Ontology annotation, cellular component: plasma membrane.